AAUGGAAGAGCGAUAACUUUCGGUUUGAGGGCGUUGAACGCCGUGGGGCUGGCGAGGCGACCGCUCCCGUAUAGAACGGCCCCAAAUUUUCCGAGGCCAGGUGCAGGAAACGCUCGAGUCCUCACACCUCCGUCCUUGCUUUGUUUUCCUUAGUCCUUGGCCUCAGAUCUCUUCUUCCCGUUUUCUCUCGCUGUGCUCGUUCUCGGAGAAGCCAUGGCGGAUCAGCUCACGGACGACCAGAUCUCCGAGUUCAAGGAGGCCUUCAGCUUGUUCGACAAGGACGGAGACGGUUGCAUUACGACUAAGGAGCUGGGAACUGUGAUGCGGUCACUGGGGCAGAAUCCAACUGAGGCUGAGUUGCAGGACAUGAUAAAUGAGGUGGAUGCUGAUGGCAAUGGGACUAUUGACUUUCCAGAAUUCCUCAACCUGAUGGCUCGCAAGAUGAAGGAUACUGACUCAGACGAGGAACUCAAGGAGGCCUUCCGAGUGUUUGACAAGGACCAAAAUGGCUUCAUCUCAGCUGCUGAGCUCCGGCAUGUCAUGACCAACCUUGGUGAGAAGCUAACAGAUGAGGAAGUUGAUGAGAUGAUUCGCGAGGCUGAUGUGGAUGGUGAUGGCCAGAUCAACUAUGAGGAGUUUGUCAAAGUCAUGAUGGCCAAGUGAUCCCUCAUGAUGACAUAAAAAAUGAGGAAAUUGCAUGGCAGAUAAGCAGUAAAAUGUCAUCCCAUUCCCUCUUAUGCAGGUAGUUUAUCUGGAUAGCUGUAGUUAUGAAACAAACAGGGACGACUCUAGUGCUCUUUUUGUGUCAUGGAUGGUUGUUUUCAUUACACUAUUCAUCCAUGGUUCUGUGAAUCUGGCCUGUGUUUCUAUCUUGUGAUGUUGGGUUUUGCUUGGAUAUUUAUGUAGACCUAUUUUUUGUUCCCUCUUUUCCUAACUGUUGCAAACUGGAACAACGAAGGCAUCCUCUUGCUUGGCCUUUUCUAUUAAAUUUAUAUUUUAUUGUGUCA
This is a messenger RNA of Phoenix dactylifera (date palm), 1007 nucleotides long. Its product is annotated as calmodulin-7-like. The record is from RefSeq and is a predicted model, not a curated record. NCBI's taxonomy places the organism in Eukaryota, Viridiplantae, Streptophyta, Magnoliopsida, Arecales, Arecaceae. Gene Ontology annotation, molecular function: calcium ion binding. Gene Ontology annotation, cellular component: myosin II complex.